AUGCGAAUUACCAAAACCCAAUUAGCAGGAUUAGAUCAAUACAAAUAUUCAGGAGUAGAUAAGAGCGUAUUGUCCAAACAUGUCCUGGGUCCAUUCUGGACUUGGUUGGUCACUCUUUUCCCAAAGACUUUGGCUCCUAAUACCAUCACCUUCCUCGGUCUCUGUUUCGUGAUCAUCAACGUCUUCACUCUACUCUAUUACGAUGUGACAUACGAGGGGAAGGUCUUACCUAGUUGGGUAUACUUAUCAUGGGCAAUUGGGUUAUUCGCUUAUCAGAGUAUGGACGCGAUAGAUGGUAAACAAGCUAGAAGAACGGGUAUGGCUAGUGCUCUAGGUGAGAUGUUCGAUCAUGGAUGUGAUGCUAUAAACACGACUCUCGAGGUCAUCCUCUGUUCUCACGCAUUAGGUCUGAACAGAUCAUGGUGGACAGUAGCUUCUCAGGCAGCUUCUCUGUGCAAUUUCUACGCUUCGACAUGGGAGGAAUACCACACCGGCACCUUAUACCUAUCCGCCUUCUCAGGACCAGUCGAAGGAAUUUUGAUGAUCUGCGUGAUAUACCUUAUCACAGCUUUCCAUCCUUCCGGACCUGGAUUCUGGUCAACUCCCAUAUUGACUCCUCUCAUCAAAGCUUUCCCGCAAUCUUUGGACCUCAUCUAUCAGAUCAAUGAUGUAUUGGGUUUGAAAGGGUACUGGAAGUUGGAUAAGCUACCUGCAAAUGUCGCUUUCAUGACUUUCGGUGCGUUGGGGACUGUGGGAAAUAUCGUUACUUCCUACUCAAACGUCAUUCAAGCCCGAAGAAAAGCCGGUAAACCAAUCUUAUCACCUUUACUCGGAUACCUCCCCUUCUUCACCCACACUCUCAUCUUAGUCACAUGGUUACAUGCGGAAUUGAGAGGUGGUGUAAGCUUAGUUCACGAUGCUAGAUUAUUACCUUUCAUUGGAUACUGGGGAAUGGCCUUCUCGUACCAAGUAUCUCAACUGAUCCUCGCCCACGUUACCAAAUCUCCCUUCCCUUACUGGAACGGAAUGAUGGUAUACUCUCUGUUCGGAAUGAUCGACGCCAAUGCUCUUUGGUGGUUUGGACGUGAACCUCUCGUACAAUCCUCUCCUAUUGCUGCCAACGUAUUUAUCAGCAUGUCCUUCUUCGUGGCUUUGUUCAACUAUAUCAGAUUCGCUAGAGAAGUCAUCUGGCAGAUAACCGAACACACUGGUAUUGCAUGUUUCACCGUCCGACAUAAGGAUGCGAGUGGGAAAUGGGUCGAGAACGGUGUUCCUGAUAGGAAAGGUCAGUAG
Kwoniella botswanensis is the source of this 1293-nucleotide messenger RNA. RefSeq lists its product as uncharacterized. Gene Ontology annotation, cellular component: membrane. NCBI's taxonomy places the organism in Eukaryota, Fungi, Basidiomycota, Tremellomycetes, Tremellales, Cryptococcaceae. Gene Ontology annotation, molecular function: phosphotransferase activity, for other substituted phosphate groups. The record is from RefSeq and is a predicted model, not a curated record. The transcript has 11 exons. Gene Ontology annotation, biological process: phospholipid biosynthetic process. Bases 1 to 1293 code for a protein of 430 amino acids.